This is a messenger RNA of Medicago truncatula (barrel medic), 3122 nucleotides long. Its product is annotated as probable disease resistance protein At5g66900. The record is from RefSeq and is a predicted model, not a curated record. Gene Ontology annotation, molecular function: ADP binding. The transcript is spliced from 5 exons. Bases 143 to 2653 code for a protein of 836 amino acids. Lineage: Eukaryota; Viridiplantae; Streptophyta; Magnoliopsida; Fabales; Fabaceae.
UAUUUAUUUUCUAUAUAACAAUGAGAAAGAUGAGUUCAUAAGAUCAUAUGCAUUUUCUUUCUUUUUACAAAACAUUUGAUUCUACUACAUUAAUAACAACAACAAAAGAGUUACAUAUAUAGUUUUGAUAUUACUGGUAGUUAUGGCGGAUUUAUUGAGUGGAGGUGCAGUUGGAGCUGGAAUGGGAGAAUUGCUGAAAUACGCUCUUCAUACAAUCCAAAAGGGUCGAGAAUUUGGUUCCACUCUUGAAGCAAGCAUAGAAACUUUGGAUGCUUUGGCUCCUUUGAUUAAAGAGAUGAAUGAUGUCAAUGAUUUGUCGGAUCGACCUAAAGAAGAGAUAGAGAGACUAGAGACUCUCUUAAGAGAAUGGGAACAGAUUGUAACAAAAAGCAAUAAGCUUACUUGGAAGAACUUUUUGUCUUUUCCAAGAUACCAAUCAAAGCUUCAGAAGCAACGUCAGAAGCUUGAGAGAUACUCGUCUGUUAAUGUUCAACUUGAGAAUAAAACUGAUUUGAUGAAGCUGAGGGAUAAGGUGGAUGAAAUUUUGAAGAGAAUGGUGAAUUCGGGUCAGUUUGAUGGGAAACAAAUAAGGGGUUUGUUUGGUGCUCCUGAAGAGCCUGAAUUUAUUGGAAUGGAUGAGCCUUUGAAUAAGUUGAAGUUUGAAUUGAUGAAGAAGGGUGCUUCUGUACUUGUUUUGACUGGUUUGGGUGGAUCUGGUAAAAGCACUCUUGCUAAGAAGCUCUGCUGGGAACCACAAAUCAAAGGCAAGUUUGGUGGAAACAUCUUCUUUGUUACCGUCUCAGAAACACCCAACUUGAAGAACAUUGUAAAGACACUAUUUGAAUAUUGCAAACUUCCGGUGCCUGACUUUAUAAACGACGAAGAUGCAAUUAACCGAUUGGGAAUUCUGCUGAGGCAAGUUGGUAGAUAUCCAAUAUUAUUAGUCUUGGAUGAUGUUUGGCCUGGCUCAGAAGGCCUUGUUGAGAAGUUCAAAUUCAAAUUGCCAGAUUAUAAGAUUUUGGUGACUUCAAAGGUUGCAUUUAAAAGAUUUGGCACCGUAUGCCAGUUGGAUCCACUUCUUCAUGAUCCUGCAGUGUCCCUUUUCCAUCACUUUGCUCAAUUGAAUCACAGAAGCUCAUACAUGCCUGAUAAAAAUCUUGUUGAUGAGAUAGUGAAAGCUUGUAAGGGUUCACCGUUGGCGCUUCAGGUUAUUGCUGGAUCACUCUGUAAGCAGCCUUUUGAGAAGUGGGAAAAAAUGAAGGAACGUUUAAAGAGUCAAUCCAUUCUGGAGUCUAAUAGCUAUUUUCACGAUAAUAGCACUGCCUUGCUCUGUUACCUUCAACAGAGUUUGGAUACGUUGGAGGAUAUCAAUGAGAAGGAGUGCUUCAUGGAUAUGGGACUAUUUCCUGAAGACCAGAGGAUUCCUAUUACUGUCCUCAUUGAUAUGUGGGCAGAACUGCAUGACCUAGAUGAAGAUGGUACUAAUGCAAUGGCCAUUGUCGAUGAUUUAGUCACCAGAAAUUUGAUUAAUGUCAUAGCUACAAGGAAAAUUGCAACAGAAACAGACAAGUACUACAAUAACCAUUAUGUCAUGCUGCAUGAUCUCCUCCGAGAACUAGCAAUCCAUCAAAGCAAAGUGGAAUCAUCUGUACAGAUAAAAAGACUGAUUAUUGACUUAAAAGGAGAUAAUCGUCCUGAUUGGUGGAUUGGACCAAAUCAGCAAGGAAUCAUUAGUCGUGUGUACUCAUUCAUCCGCGGAAUGUUGGUAAAACAGAAACAACUAAAGGUUGAUGCCCGCAUAUUGUCUAUAUCAACUGAUGAAACAUUUUCUUCGGAUUGGUGUGACAUGCAACCUGAUGAAGCUGAGGUUCUGGUUUUAAAUCUUCAGUCUGACCAGUACUCAUUACCGGAUUUCACAGACAAAAUGAGCAAACUGAAAGUUUUAAUAGUAACAAAUUACGGUUUCCAUCGUUCUGAAGUAACCAAGUUUGAGCUACUCGGUUCUUUAUCAAACUUGAAAAGAAUAAGGUUGGAGAAAGUUUCAGUCCCUUGCUUAUGCAGAAUGAAGAAUCUGCGAAAAUUAUCCCUUCAUAUGUGCAAUACAAGGGAUUCUUUUGAAAGCUGUUCUAUCCAAAUUUCAGAUGCUAUGCCGAAUCUUGUGGAGUUGAGCAUUGACUAUUGUAAUGAUUUGAUUAAAUUGCCUGAUGGAUUUUGUAACAUUACCACAUUGAAGAAGAUCAGUAUCACAAACUGCCACAAGCUUUCAGCAAUGCCUCAAGAUAUUGUGAAGUUGGAGAAUUUGGAAGUGCUAAGGCUUUGUUCCUGUUCUGAUUUAAAAGAGAUGUCAGAAUCUGUUGCAGGGCUUGGCAAGCUAAGUUGUCUUGACAUCUCAGACUGUGUGAGUCUUCGGAAAUUACCGAAUGAUAUUGGGGGCUUGCAAAAACUUGAGAAGCUCUACAUGAAGGGUUGCUCAAACUUGAUUGAAUUGCCUUCUUCUGUCAUAAAAUUUGGAAAUUUAAAGCAUAAAAUAUCUGUGCUAUGUGAUGAAGAAGGUGCUGCAUUAUGGGAACAAUAUCCUAACAUUCCCAAUCUAAAGAUAGAUAUGCCUAAAGUCGAGAUUAACUUAAAUUGGCUUCAUGGAACUCGUUCCUGAGUGUUGUUUCAUGAAGAAUAAGUGACACGAUCUUGUCCAUGUAAGCAAUGUUGCAACCUAUGAAGCACGGACACUCUUCGGAUUAGGCGUGUACCAGGACAUGUGUCGUGUCCGACACUGACACAUAAGUACACUGAAUUAUGUGAUUUUCUUAAAUUAUUAGUUGUGUCAGUGUGUCAGUGUCCGUGUCAUGUUCGGUGUCCGUAUCCGUAUCCGUGCUUCAUAGGUUGCAACACAUAUGUUUUCCUAUUUAUCAUAAUCUUGUCGAUAUAACUGUAGGGAACAAAGCAUGAGUUUGUGUUACUGUACAUGUAAUAUACUCAAUGUGUCCUCAAAGAUUAUUCCAUGUGUUAUUAUAGCAUGACUAUUAUUCUGUAAUAAACUAGCACAAUGUUUUCCCAUUCAUUUGAAGAGAAAAUAGGAUCUAUGUACAGCAGAGUUACCGUAUUCCAAAAUACUUGUUUGCAGA